Fusarium poae is the source of this 162-nucleotide messenger RNA. RefSeq lists its product as uncharacterized. The transcript is spliced from 2 exons. The record is from RefSeq and is a predicted model, not a curated record. Lineage: Eukaryota; Fungi; Ascomycota; Sordariomycetes; Hypocreales; Nectriaceae. Bases 1 to 162 code for a protein of 53 amino acids.
AUGGGACAGAUUGUCGACCAUCGUGCUCUGUACAGCGUUGUGAACAAGGCUGCCGGCAUCCUUGAGGCCAAGAGUGUUAGCCAGUAUUAUGGCGGCUCGCUCGGAUACCGUAGCAUUGACCGCCUCUGCGUUGGCUACCAAAACCAGGCUUUUAUUGCCUGA